GAUUAGGAUAAUUUAAUUAAAAUGAGUAGAGGAAGCCAAGGUCAUGAAUUCUAUAUAACUCUUUUUUCACCUGAAGGUAGAUUAUAUUAGGUGGAAUAUGCCUUUAAAGCAGUUAAAACUAGUGGAUUAACAUCUAUAGGAGUUAAAGGAACAGAUACUGUUUGUUUGAUUACAGAAAAAAGAGUGCCAGAUAAAUUAAUUGAUGAGAAAUCUGUUACUAAUCUAUUUAAUAUAUCAGAAAAAAUAGGUGCUUUGACUACAGGUAUUCCAUCAGAUGCAAGAGCACUUGUAACAAGAAUGAGAUAUGAAGCAGGAGAAUUUAGAUUGAAAAAUGGUAUUAUUAUUUUAUUCAUAUUUAUUAGGUUACUAUUGUCCAGUCGAUGUGUUAUCAAAAAGAAUGGCUGAUUUAGCAUAAACUAAUACUUAAUAUUAUUAAAUGAGAUCAUAUGGUGUUGAGACUAUUUUAUGUUAAUUUGAUGAUGAAUUAGGACCAUUACUUUAUAAACUUGAUCCAUCAGGACAUUAUAGUGGAUAUAAAGCAACUGCUAGUGGUGUUAAAGAAUAAGAAGCAAUCAAUUAUUUAGAAAAAUAAAUCAAAAAAAAAGCAGAUUUAAAUUAUGAUGAAACCAUUAUGCUUGCUAUAUAAACAUUAUAAAAUGUAUAUCUUUUACCUUUAAUCCUAGGUUAUAUCAUAAGAUUUCAAACCCACUGAUAUUGAAGUUGGUAUCGUUAAUAAAUAAGAUAAAAAAUUCCAUAAACUUACCAAUGAACAAGUUGAUCAUUAUUUGAAUUUAAUAGCCAAUAGAGAUUGAAUAAAUCUAUUAAAUCGUAU
Paramecium sonneborni is the source of this 832-nucleotide messenger RNA. The record is from the annotation of a GenBank genome assembly. NCBI's taxonomy places the organism in Eukaryota, Ciliophora, Oligohymenophorea, Peniculida, Parameciidae.